AACACGGCCCUAGCUCCCGCCCUUUCAUCUCAAUGUCCAAAACCAAAAGAAGAAAACCAAAACCCCAGCCUUUUGAAAUUCGCGGCUACUUAAACCCUCUCUUCCACUCUCUUCUUCCCCACUGAUGCAAGUCUCAGACAUGCGAGCACUCAAAACCCUCUACUCCCAACACCUCCGCAGCCUAGCCUCCUACAGACCCCCCUCUCUAAUCUCAUGCCAUAACUCUCCCCUAAACCCUAGAAAAUUCCCCCACCGCAAAACCAUCCACUCCACCUCCCACCGCCGUAAUGAAUCCGGCUGGACCGCUUCGAACGCGUGGGACAACAGUAACAACCACGCCGGUUCCAGACCCGAGAAAACAAGCCCUAGCGGCGUCGCCGCCGUUUACGAUCCCAUCUCGGGCCACCUCGUCACGAGACGAGGAGGACCUCAGUCCGGUACUGAAGAUCGAGAACCGGAAUCGAGUAGUAUAGGUGGUGAUGAGGAUGCUUAUAAGGAGAGGACUUAUGGGAAUGUAAUUAGGAGAGAGAGUUUGGGAGGAGGAGGGUCUGAAAAGCAGGGUUUAGGGUUAGGGUCCGGGGGUCGGGGUGUUUAUGUGAAUAGGAAGAAGGGGAAGGGAAAGGUGGCUUGGGUGUGUUCGAGUUGCGGGCAUUCGGAGGGGCAGUGGUGGGGGGCGUGCAGGGCUUGUGCUAGUGUGGGCACGAUUGUGAAGUUUGUGGAAGGGGUUUAUGAUGAGGGAAAGACGAGCGGGUUUGAGAUUUCGGAGAAUGUGGUGAGGACGUGGUUGCCGAAUCAGGGGACCGAGACAGUGCCUUUGAGGUUGACGGAUGUGAAUAGGGGGGUCAAUCAGACUGAGUGGCGAAUUCCAUUGCCUGGUCUUUUUGGAAAUGAAGUUGCUAGGGUGCUUGGUGGUGGUCUUGUUCCAGGAUCUUUGGUUUUGGUUGGUGGUGAUCCUGGUGUUGGCAAGAGUACUUUGUUGUUGCAGAUUGCUGCAUUAAUAGCAGAAGGGCAUGGUUUUGGUAAACCAGCUCCAGUUAUCUAUGUAUCCGGUGAAGAGAGUGUUGAACAAAUUGGGCACAGAGCGGAUCGAAUGACGAUUGAAACAGAAGAAUUGUUCUUAUAUUCGAGCACUGAUAUUGAGGACGUGUUUGAGAAAAUUCAGCAUCUCUCCCCUCGGGCUUUAGUUAUUGAUUCCAUUCAAACAGUUUAUCUGAAAGGAGUGACCGGAAGUGCCGGAGGACUGCCACAGGUGAAAGAAUGUACGUCAGCAUUGCUGCGUUUUGCUAAGAAGACAAGCAUUCCUGUUCUUCUUAUUGGACAUGUGACUAAAACAGGAGACAUAGCAGGACCUCGUGUCUUGGAGCACAUUGUUGAUGUCGUUUUAUAUAUGGAGGGGGAGAAAUUUUCUUCUCAUCGCUUACUUAGAUCCGUGAAGAAUCGUUUUGGAUCCACUGAUGAGCUUGGAGUAUUUGAAAUGUCACAAUUAGGAUUGCAAGCUGUUUCAAACCCCAGUGAGAUGUUCUUGAGUGAGCAGCAAUCAGAUUCAGAGGUUUUAGCAGGAUUAGCUGUUGCUGCGAUGAUGGAUGGAUCUCGAACUUUUCUGAUUGAAAUUCAGGCAUUAUGUGUCUCUGGCUCAUCGGGUUCGAGACAAGUAAAUGGUGUUCAAGCUAGCCGAGCAGACAUGAUUAUUUCAGUUCUUAAGAAGCAGGCUGGCCUGAAGCUUCAAGAGCACGGCAUCUAUUUAAAUGUGGUUAGUGGGGUGACACUGUCAGAGACAGCUGGUGAUCUUGCUGUAGCAGCUGCAAUUUGCAGUAGUUUCUUGGAAUUUCCUAUUCCCAAUAAUGUAGCAUUCAUUGGAGAAAUUGGCCUUGGUGGUGAGCUUCGCGGAGUACCAAGAAUGGAGAAGAGACUGAAUACAGUGGCGAAGCUGGGAUACAAAAAAUGCAUAGUCGCCGAAUCAGCACAAAAAUCACUCGCUGGCCUGGCUUAUGAGGGAAUGACAAUCGUGAGGUGCAGGAAUCUGAAGGAAAUGAUCAAUACUGUUUUUACUUCAGCCUGACACAAAGCUAGAGAUGUCUGACUUAUUUUGUCUUUUUGCUUCAUAGUUAGAAUGCCAGCAGUUAUUAGCAAGUUAGACUUGACUAACAGGCCUUCGAUUGCUCCUCCAUUUUGCUUUCUCUUAGCUUAAACCAUCCUAUUGCCUUCUUCGGCCUCGGGUGGGGCCCGUGCACCUAUGCCCUAUGGGUUUUAGGUCUCCUUCAGGGGGCCACUGUGAGUUUGGAGUCCGUUUGGUCACCUCAGGGGAGGGUAGCUACACCUGGUCGCCCCUACCAUCACCCUUUUAACUAGCAAAAAAAAAAAAUCCCAUUGCUAUGUAACUACCUUGAUAUGUUGAGAGGUGAGAGUAUAUGUAAUAUAUACAGCAUUCAUAGCCCCCAAUUACCGGAGUUGAAAACUAAGUUUAUUUGCUCAUUCA
Messenger RNA from Rhododendron vialii, 2476 nucleotides. RefSeq lists its product as uncharacterized. Gene Ontology annotation, biological process: recombinational repair. The record is from RefSeq and is a predicted model, not a curated record. Gene Ontology annotation, molecular function: damaged DNA binding; ATP hydrolysis activity; ATP binding. The transcript is spliced from 15 exons. NCBI's taxonomy places the organism in Eukaryota, Viridiplantae, Streptophyta, Magnoliopsida, Ericales, Ericaceae. Bases 125 to 2059 code for a protein of 644 amino acids.